CCCCCCGCCCGUCGCCACCGCCGCCAUGGAGCCGGCCGAGGCGGAGUUCCUGGCCGAGAAGGAGCUGGUGACGAUCGUGCCCAACUUCAGCCUCGACCGGAUCCACCUCAUCGGGGGAGAUUUGGGUCCUUUCAAUCCUGGCUUGCCGGUGGAAGUGCCUGUCUGGUUGGCCAUUAAUCUGAAGCAGAGGCAGAAGUGUCGGCUGAUUCCUCCGGAAUGGAUGGACGUCGAAAAACUGGAGGAAAUCCGGGACCAGGAACGUAAAGAGGACACCUUCACUCCGAUGCCCAGUCCCUAUUACAUGGAACUCACAAAGCUGCUGUUAAACUACGCCUCAGACAACAUCCCCAAAGCCGAUGAGAUUCGAACGCUGGUGAAGGAUACCUGGGACACCCGGAUAGCCAAGCUGCGGCUGUCUGCGGACAGCUUCGUCAGGCAGCAGGAGGCUCACGCCAAGCUGGACAACUUAACCUUGAUGGAGAUCAACACAACCGGGACUUUCCUUACUCAAGCCUUAGAUCACAUGUACAAGCUCCGGACUAACCUUCAGCCUGGCGAGAGUGCCCGCUCCCAGGAUUUUUGAGGUACUAGCCAGGCCAGCCCUCAAACCUCCCAGGAGAGGGCGGUGGAAGGGAGCAGGCUCUGUUCCUCGCCCCCAGACCUUCAUCUGGCCAGCCUCCACCUCCCUGCACAGAUCUCCCGAAGCCACCCAAGCCUCCUCUCCCCUCAGUUGUGUGCAACCCCUCCUCGGCAGCAGCUGCACGCAGGCAGGGGAGAGAGCAGGCAGGGGAGAGAGCAGGCAGGGGAGAGAGCAGGCAGCCUCACAGCCGGAUGGGAAUCGCUCCAGAGCUGCCGAUGGCACGGGAGCAUCCCUGCACGGUAGUUCCUACGCGCUCCCUCUUUGCAGAGGUGGGCCUCUCUCUUGGGUUCAGAGAUCUGCUCGGUGCAGGUGGUGGCUUGCCAGCGCUAGGCUGCUGCCUAAUGAUGUCAGGCAGAUCUCUCCGCCCUGGAGAGUGUGGGUGUACUUCAUAGAGGGAACUUCUGAGGGCAGCACAGGCCACACACUGGCUUGAAAGCAAUAAAUUUCUAGGCGGUGCUUCGCCAUGAAUUUUCUCAGAGCCUUGG
Molecule: messenger RNA, 1125 nt
Organism: Gymnogyps californianus (California condor)
Lineage: Eukaryota; Metazoa; Chordata; Aves; Accipitriformes; Cathartidae
Gene: GINS2
Product: GINS complex subunit 2
Exons: 5
Coding region: 26-583 (185 amino acids)
Biological process (GO): double-strand break repair via break-induced replication; DNA replication
Cellular component (GO): nucleus; GINS complex
Source: RefSeq, a predicted model, not a curated record